Molecule: messenger RNA, 1911 nt
Organism: Cyclocybe aegerita
Lineage: Eukaryota; Fungi; Basidiomycota; Agaricomycetes; Agaricales; Hemipholiotaceae
Source: the annotation of a GenBank genome assembly
AUGGCUUCCUCAAGCGCCACAUCACACGAGGACUCGAUUGACCUGUCAAGGACACUCCCACGAAACGUCAGCUUUGAUGAAACAUGGGAUUACCUAGAGGCGGGGCUUGAUAAUAUCAUGAACGCACCAGAAAAUCCUUCCUUCACACUCACCACCAAUCUCUACACGGCGGUCUACAACCUUUUUGGGCGUGGCAGUGACUCGGAUGGUUAUGCACUGUGGCUAUACGAGAAUCUUAGCGACUACUUUGCGCAAUACCUCGAGCCACGAUGGCAGAAAUCGCAAAUGCUUACAGGCGUUGAUAUGCUGCGAUAUUAUGUGGCAGAGUGGGAAUAUUAUCUGGUUGUAACACGACCCUUUCACCGUAUAUUCCGGGUUAUGGAUCGUAACUGGGUACAGAGACAACGGAGCGAAGGAGAAAUAAGAGUUAUAACGAUAUCCAAGCUCGCUCUGCAAAAAUGGAGGGAGCAAUUCCUGCGGAAGGGAGACACCAGACUAGCAGAUGCCGCCAUUCGCCUUAUAUCCCAAGAUCGAGUCGGCGAUACGAUUGAUCAAGCUCUCGUGAAGAAAGUCAUCGCCACCUUCGUCUUGUUGGGCAUCGAUACCGCGAAGCUCGAAAACGAGUGCUUAGAAGUGUACGAGGAACACUUUGAGACUCCUCUUCUUCGGGCCUCGGAGCAAUACUACAUGCGAGAGUCCGGAAUAUUCUUCUUGAAAACUUCGAUCCUGGAAUAUCUCGAGCGAGCCGAAGAAUGCUUCCAGCAAGAGGAAAGAGUCGUCGAAGAGUAUCUGCACAAGAGCACGCGGGAGAAGCUUAUAGCUGUAUGCGAGAAGAUCUUCCUCAGGGAACGUAGCGAAGCUGGGUUGGCCGCUGUCUCUGGCCUAGUUAGCUUGGGAAGAGGCACGCAACCAUCUCCCAAGGCCUACACCGAUGUGCUGCUGCAGAUUUUCCACAAGUACUCCGCAAUUGUGAAAGGGCCGUUCCACGGAGACGGUAUCUUCAUCGCCAGUUUCGAUCGGGCCUACAGAGAACUCAUCAAUCGGAACCCAGCCUCACGGACCUGGUCUGGACAAUCGGCCGAGCUCGUAGCUAAACGUGCGGAUAUGCUCUUGCGCAAAAAUAACAAAAUCGCGAGCGAGGAAGAGCUAAAUGAUGCGUUGAAGGGUCUCGUCGUUCUGUUCAAGUAUAUCGAGGACAAGGACGUCUUCAAUCGAGUCUACAUGUCCUGGCUUGCCAAGCGGUCGAGGAGCGGCAUCUCGGUCUCGGAGGCGGUGGAAGACAGUAUGAUAUCUAUGCUCAAGGCUGCUAGCGGGUUUGAGAACGCGAGGCAUCUUCAGCGUAUGGCCAACGAAAUGAGAAUGGUCACUGAGGCUCUACGCGGGUUGCCACUGCAGAACCACGACUACCAACAGACGGACACCAGUACGACAGUUAAGAUUCCACCCCGCUUCCAGGGGAAGGACGAACAAAACCUUCUUGAGCAUGGUCAUAGAUUCACUUGGUUACGGAACCGCUCUGGGGACGAGCUACAUACGAAGUACCUCAAGCAGACGUACAUUUUCCUAACAAGCCCACGCCAAAUGUCCGUAUUGCUGCCGUACGAUGCAAGCGAUAACAUGUCCUUCGACCAGCUGGUUUCAUGCACCUCGAUCCCGCAAGAUCUCCUGUUGGAGGUGCUGGCUGUCCUUGUCAAGAGGAAGAUUUUGGUCAAGAAGACGCUGAACCGAUACGCUCUUAACAUGGGCUUCAAGUCAAAGACGAUCCGUGGCAGACUCGACGUUCCUCUUCAGUCUGAAAUUGAUGCAGAGUCUGCUGAGAUCUUCAGCGCCACAGAAAACGACAGAAGACGCGUCAUCCAAGCAACAAUUUUGAGUGAGGAAGAUGAUGUUGCGGCCAUUUCUCUUCCGUGA